Cydia fagiglandana is the source of this 3323-nucleotide messenger RNA. Its product is annotated as cytochrome P450 18a1-like. Gene Ontology annotation, biological process: xenobiotic metabolic process. The transcript has 7 exons. The record is from RefSeq and is a predicted model, not a curated record. Gene Ontology annotation, cellular component: intracellular membrane-bounded organelle; cytoplasm. Lineage: Eukaryota; Metazoa; Arthropoda; Insecta; Lepidoptera; Tortricidae. Gene Ontology annotation, molecular function: oxidoreductase activity, acting on paired donors, with incorporation or reduction of molecular oxygen, reduced flavin or flavoprotein as one donor, and incorporation of one atom of oxygen; iron ion binding; heme binding. The coding region runs from base 79 to 1635 and encodes 518 amino acids.
UACAUACGUAGACUUGUCAUAAAUCGAUCUGCUCGCUCGCAUACCGCGUUUACGUUUUAGCAAAAAUCUAAUACUAGAAUGUUUGAAAACCUUGGUCACUAUUGUCGAGCGAUGCUAUCCUCGUUUACUCCUGACUUAUUGAAAAUAUUUAUGAAUAUUUUAUACUUACUGUUUUACAGUACUUCAUUUAUUAUAUUUGCAAGAAUUCACAACGCGUUUAAACUACCGCCAGGGCCAUGGGGGCUACCAUUUUUAGGAAGUUUGCCAUGGAUGGGGCGCGGUGCCCCUCACUCCUGGCUCCUGCAGCAAGCGGCUCGCUACGGCGACCUCACUUCAGUGCAACUUGGCUCCAACCUGAUGGUCUGCAUCGGAUCUUCCCGAAUUCUGAGAGACCUCUUCAACCGACCUGAUUCGAUUAGCCGACCGCAUACGCCUCUCAAUAACUUGUUGUGUGGACGAGGAAUCGUUCUCAGCGAAGGUCUGCUCUGGAGGAAGCAGCGUCAGUUUCUGCACGAGAAAUUUCGCGCUCUUGGUGCCAGCGGCGUUGGUAUCAACCAGAGAUUUGAACAUUGCGUCCUCGUGGAAAUAGAAGAACUUCUAGCAAAGUUUGAAAGCACGAGGGAGCAGCCGAUAGACCCGACGAGUAUCCUGGGCAGGCACGUCCACAACGCCAUAUGCCAGCUGAUGAUGAGCUUCCGUUUUGAAGAACAAGACCCUGAAUUCAAGACCUUUAAUGAGCGAGUCACAAAAGGCAUGGAGCUGUACGGAGCCAUACAUAUCGGGGAGCAUGUACCGGCCUACUUGGACCUACCAGGCAAAAAGUCAGUGUUAAAGGAAAUUCGGCGAAAUCUGCGAGAUGUGAGCGAGUUUCACGUGCGAAAAGUGGCCGAACGCCGGCGACAUCUCUUGGAUAUCGACAUGGAUCACCACGAGCCAACUGAUCUGCUGGACUAUUACUUGCUCGAGUUACGAAAUAAUUCUGUUGGUUCUAAACUAUUUGACGGAGUUGAUCCAGAUGAACAGAUAGUCCAAGUAUUCAACGAUCUAUUCUCCGCUGGCAUGGAAACCGUCCGGACGAGCCUGCUGUGGGCCUUGUUAAUGAUGCUCCGAAACCCGUCGGCAGAGACCGCGGUGCGCGCCGCGCUCGCCCAAGCACUCGACCCAGGGGAACUGGUCACAUUGGACCACCGGGCGAGGCUGUACUAUAUUGAAGCUGUCUUGUAUGAAACUCUGAGGAUCGUGUCUGUGGUGCCGUUGGGAACGACGCAUGUUAAUUCUUCUGCUUGGAAAAUUAAUGGCUAUAAAAUUCCGGCCGGCACCCACCUAGUCCCACUACUGAACAAGAUCAACAUGGACCCCGAAUUCUUUCCCGACCCCAACAACUUUACUCCAGAGAGGUUCAUAAAAGAUGGUAAGGUGGAACUCCCAGACACCUUUAUACCAUUCGGCGUCGGUCGCCGCGUGUGCCUAGGAGAGCAAGUGGCUAAGACAGAACUCUUUUUAUUCUUUGCAAACAUUAUGAAUAGUUAUACAUUUUAUUUACCAGAAGGUGAACUUAUGCCAGAAUUGGAAGGCGUUAUGGGCAUUACUCAUGCUCCUUUGCCUUAUAAAUUAUGCUUUAGAAAAAUAGAAUAGUUUAUUUUUGAUUCGUUUCUUCCUUGAGAAUUGAUUCAACAUUUAGCGCCACUUGCACUGUCCCACUAACCCGGGCUUAAGCGGUUAAACCGUUAACCCAGUGUCAAAUUGUACUGAUAACCAUGGUAACUCCAGGUUUAACCGGUUAACCCCGGGAUAGUGAAUGGUGCAAGUGGCCCUUAGUAUAGGUAAUAGUGACUCUUGUUGGUAUGAAAUUGACAUUAUUAUUUUCUAUCGUAAAGUUCGUGAUCUAGAACUAUCUAAAAAGAAUGUUGUGUUGUGUGGACUUGGUUAUAUCACUUAACAUGAUCCAUCUCUAUGUAUGUUAUCCCAUUGUUACGGAUCCAAAUAACGAUGUUAUGUAGAGUUUGUGUGAGUUGCGGACUACUUGGCGACUAUUAGAAAUUCCGGCUAUAAAUAAAAUAUAGCCGGUCAAACAAGUUUAUCAGUAGAAAAAACGCGACAUUCAAAUUUUCUAUGGGACGAUAACCGUUUGCGCCUACAUUUUUUGCUCUCUUUUCUACUGACAGAAGUUGCUUGACGUAGUAUAGGUAACUUAUUUAACAUAAAAAGCAAGAAGCCUUUUAUGUAUUUUUAAUUAACUGACAGUUUUAAUGUGUUGUGUUGUGUUAAUGAAUACUUAACGGGAAUGUUUCUCAUAAAAUCGAGAACACUGACGUACAAUUUACUUUAGUUAAAAACAUUUAGAUUACAAUAGAUUAGACAUACCAAUUAUAAACUAAAAUAAACCUAAGAAUGAGUAAAACUAACUUAACAAAUAAAAUAUUACCCACCACUCUCAUUGUCUCCCGGAUCAAAUACCAAAAAUACUGGCGGCAUUACCCCGCUGAAUGGCCAGUGAUAUAUGUUGGACAAGGAAAGUCUGUAACAAUAAAAAAAAUACUUUAAAUAUGAGCAGAAAAAAGUAUAUUUGAUUAACUUGAUGUUUUUCUCCACACAUUUAUUAUUAACAUCACACUAAGAACUAACAUUUUAAAUACGAUGCUGGUUUUAAUUUGAGAUCAUGUGUUGAACUUGUUAACGUUAUGAUUAUGAUCGAGACAUAUUUUGUUUCAAAGAUCACGGGCAUAAGGCAUGAUUUACUGAUAAUAAUGUUUUUGUCUUUAUUAUUUUGCUUAUAAUUAAGUUUAGUUUUUAAUUAGUUUUAUGUUUAGAUUAUGUAGUGUAUUUUUAACUGUUUGCCUAAUAAAUUAUACAACACGUAAUGUUGUAUUUUGUCUGUAUUAAUUAAAUAAGUAUUAAAAUGUAUUCAAUUGUAGUCAAUACUGUUUUUUGGCAUUAUAAUCUUAAGUCAAUUGGUAUUUAUUAUAUACCAAAUUACCUAAAUCUAUUAUUUAUAAAAAAAAAUGUAAAUUUAUUUAGUUGACAUUUAGUUUACAUUAUUACGUUUAGUACUAGACCUAAUUAUUAUUGUGAUAUGUCGUUUUUAUUAAUAUAGACCCUACAGAAGUGCUUAUAACUACAUAAGUGUAAUAACGUAAGUGCUAUAAUGUCAACUUAUGUGUAAAGUUAAAAAAAUAAAUAAUAAUAAUAUGAACUCUUAAUUGUAGAGCCUAAUUCAAACAAAAUUAACAUUGGAAAUUUAUAGCUGUUAACAUUACACGAAAGUGUUGACCCUAGCUCUCAUUAUUAUGAAUAUUAUGAUUAAAGAAUAGUAAUUUUAUUAA